AUGAAGUACGCUACCAUCUUUCUUGCCGCCGCGGCUACCGUUUCCGCCCACUCCACAUGGCAGCAACUCUGGGUUGGCAGUGAAGACAAGGCUGGAACUUGCGUGCGAACCGUCAAGGACAACAGCCCCAUCACCAGCAUAACCUCGUCCGACAUGUUCUGUGGUCGUGGACCCGCUUCCACAUCCGGCGUCUGUGAAGUUGCUGCCGGCAGCUCCCUCACCGUCGAAAUGCACGCCCAGCCCAACGCACGCUCGUGCUCGCAACCCGCCAUCGGCGGCAACCACUACGGCCCCGUCAUGGUCUACAUGGCCAAGGUCGCAGACGCCAAAACCGCAACCUCAGGCUCCUUCUUCAAGGUUGCUGAGGACGGCUACAAGGGCACGACCGCCACCUGGGGUACCGAGAUCCUCAACGCAAACUGCGGCAAGCGCGCCUUCACUGUCCCCAAGAACAUUGCUUCGGGUGACUACCUUGUCCGCGCCGAGGUUAUUGCUCUGCACGCGGGAGCUGGCCAGUCACAACCGUACGUUAGCUGCUUCCAGGUCAAGGUUACUGGUGGUGGUAGUGCGACGCCUGCUGGAGUUAGCUUCCCGGGUGGUUACAAGACUAGUGAUUCGCUUUUCACUCAGUCGAUUUACAACUCCGACUUCAAGUACGUCAGCCCUGGACCGGCUGUGUACAGUGGUUAG
Molecule: messenger RNA, 690 nt
Organism: Pyrenophora tritici-repentis Pt-1C-BFP
Lineage: Eukaryota; Fungi; Ascomycota; Dothideomycetes; Pleosporales; Pleosporaceae
Product: Glyco-hydro-61 multi-domain protein
Source: RefSeq, a predicted model, not a curated record